UUUUUAUGGACAAAUAAUGAAGACGGAAUGCCUGCUGGCGGUAACAGUCGUUUUCGCGGUUACCCUGCGCGGAUGUCCGAACGUCAACAGUUAGCUCUUUUGCUGCAAAUUACUUCACAAGAAAUUGUGUCACCUGUGCCGGAGGCGAGUGCGAGUCCAAGGGCUAGAAAGAACAAAGGAAAUAAGUGGAAAAAUGGGGAUAGUGUUAACCGGAAGUCGGACUAUCGAAUAAAACGAAUCGAUAAUAAUUAUGAACAAAAUUCUAAUAAAGGAUCAAAUUCAGAGAGUGAGAAACUGAGAAUCGAAGAUCGAUUGAUAAUAAAUUACGCUGAGCAAAUCGAGGGACGAGAAACUGAAAACUGUAACGAGUUUACUGAUCAGGAAAAGCAGGACGAGCAGGAACAAGACGUUCUGAAGCAAAAGGAGCUAAGAUCCGAGGAAGAUACCAGACCCAGAGCUGGUGGAGAGAGUGGAGCCCCCUGUGAAAUGCGUAGAACACCACCUCAAAACAAAGUGGACAGAUCGGGAACCGGACAAUCCGGAAGCUCGCCACGUGUAACCCUGCGCAUAAACAACGUGCGUAGCGGAGCUAGGGAUGAAAAAAAAGGCAGCAGUACUCGCCCGAGCUUUAUAAACGCCUCGACAAGUCCGAUGGAUACCACCUCCAGUCCCAGUACCACCACCACUGCUCCCAGUAAUUCCUCCAGCAACACGAAUUCUACAAACUCGAACCCCAUAAACUCGAGUUCCAGUUCAAACUCAAAUCCUAAUUCCAGUUCCAACUCCAAUACCAACUCCAGCUCUAAUUCAAAUCCUAAUCCCAACCCAAAUUCCAACACCAACACCAGCAACAAGUUAACGUCUUCCUCAGCUGCCUCGGCAUCGUCAACUGCCACGACAACAACUAGCUCUGCUGCUUCCAUUACAUCAGCGAGCUCGUCAUCAGCAACACCAGCAAAUGUCUCUCCAGAUACCACUGACGUCUAUGAGUUCAAAAGCUCCAAAGAACCGACUCCUGUUCGCGGUUCCAGUUCUUCACCUAAUCCUCCUGGGGAUAAAGAUAAAAUAAAUACUAAUAAUAAUAACAAUAAUAAUAAUAAUAAUAGCAGCAGCAGCAGUAGUAGUGGCAGUUCUACUGCUACUUCUACGACUACGACCACCACCAACACUACUGCUAAUAAUAAUAGUAGCACUAAUAAUAAUAAUAGUAGUAAUAGUGCGAUUCCGUCGUCAAAUAUUUCUGGAAGCGCAACUGGAGCACCAGCUACUGACUCAAGUGCAUCCACUGGAGCUGCUGAAUUAAUUACGACAGGUUCCCCAUCCUCGAAACGAAGUUACGAAGACACUGAUGACCAGGAUGAAGAAAUAAAACGCAAGAAGCGCAAAGAAGUUGAUCCUAAAGAAGGAAAUAAAAGUACUCCGGGUAGACAGAGUACUGGACGUGCUGCUGGUGAUAAGUUUGACAAGGUGAGCACAAGCGUAACCGCGUCAUUUGUUGAACAGUGUGUAAAAACAGGCAAGCAGACUUCCUCAGCAACAUCAUCAGCUUCAGCAUCUGCGUCCGCUAACAAGAAUCAGAGUUCUGGGUCAGCAUCCUCAGCAGCAGCGACCGCUGGUGACCGUAAAAGUCCAAGUUCGACGGCCGCUAGCAGCCCGAAGCCUGCCGGUAACUCUGCCAGUAGCAAAGCUGGAGAUUCCGACGGUGACGAAGACCGGGGUAAGGGUUCAGAAGGCGCUGCGCCCAAAGUGCCGCCUUUGAAGAUCGUGAUACCCCAGAGUACCGCUGAGCAGGAACAGGGAGCACGUAAUGGUAAAAACACUUCGACUCGCGGUCAUCAACUGCCGUAUGUCGUUCCCAGUUCAAACAGCAGUGACUCCAAUGACAAAGAUUCCGCCCCUGCUGGUGGUCCUGCAGGUGGCACUACCAGUCCCACAGAAGCUGUCAAGACUGAGGACAAAAAAGAUUUCGCCGGUGCCAUUCACAAUGAGGAGAGAUCGACUCACCAUCAAAGAGUUCUGAGAAGUUCCCACAGAAGCGGAAACGGGAACGGAACAUCCAAGGAUUCAGCCCAGUAUUCAAACUCGUCCCCUCUGGCAACCGAUCGCUCAAACAAUUCAUCCCCUCAAGCGCGUCACACUUCUCCCACCCCCGAAACAAACACGGAAACAAAGCCCGUGAUUACUGAAGUCGCGUCCUCUAACCCAAAGUCAUCAUCGACGAGCAGGGAAGCCGAUAAACCGGACAAAAGCGACAUCAAAGUAAAAGAUGAACCUACGGAAUCAACUUCGGCAUCAUCGGCUACCACUCCCGCAGCCCCGACUCCCACAGCGACAGAACUGCAUCCUCGUAAACGCAAAAUGAAGCCCAAGGAAGCUGCCGCUGCGGCUUCGACAGCCGAAUCCUCGGAAGCCAACAGCACCGGCACUGAAGUUCAUCCUCACGAUCAGCCGAUAACGAAUUGCUACCAACUGUUUCUGAGUAUCCGCAAACAAAUUGAAAGACGGCGCAAAGGUUUGUUUCCGGUACAGCCGAAACCUCCUCAGGGAUUCAAGGACUACCUGAUGAACCGGUGCACUUACGUCCUGGCUGGCAAUGCCAACAAUGAGCCCAAUGUCAAGCCUCCGAUCGCCCUCUCCGAGCCCAUGAAAACGCUUUUCUUAAAGCAGGAAAGUGAGCGGUACCGUCUUCGCAUGCAACAUGUCGUCGAAAAAGAAAAGUUGGUCCUGUCAGUAGAGCAGGAAAUUUUAAGAGUUCAUGGACGGGCAGCCAGAGCGCUUGCUAACCAGGAAUUACCUUUUUCUGCCUGUACUAUUUUAAAAGAUGAAGAAGUCUACAAUGUUAUUACUCCAGAGCAGGAAGAAAAAGAUCGUAAUUUAAGGAGUAGAUACAAUGGAAGAUUAUUUCUGAGCUGGCUUCAGGAUGUUGAUGAUAAGUGGGAAAAAAUCAAGGAGUCCAUGUUACUGAGACACCACAAUGAGGCUGAGUCAUUACACGCAGUACAAAAAAUGGAUUGGGAAUGGAAACUAAAAGAAGUUGGUCUGUGCGAAGUUAAAGUACAGCCACAGAUUGAUGACUCUCAUGUGCCAAUGGUUCAUGUUUCUGAUGACUUUGAUCUUCUUCCCGCUUAAAAUUACCAACGACAUUUAUCAUCAAUUACAAUCAUCAUCACACUUAAUUAUAAUUAAAAUUUCUAAUAUAAUUUUUCUUUAAAGUUGAAACUGUGAUCGUCGACUUUUUUAGGGUAUAAAUUAUUAUCAAUUUUUUGAUAGCUUGUAUCAAAAUACUUAAAUUUUGAACAAUAAUUGUAAAAUAUAAGCUGUAAAUACUUUCUUUUUUAGAAAAUUUAAAUAAUAAAGUUAUUUAACAA
This is a messenger RNA of Microplitis mediator, 3368 nucleotides long. Its product is annotated as ankyrin repeat domain-containing protein 11. Lineage: Eukaryota; Metazoa; Arthropoda; Insecta; Hymenoptera; Braconidae. The transcript is spliced from 7 exons. The record is from RefSeq and is a predicted model, not a curated record. Gene Ontology annotation, cellular component: nucleoplasm. The coding region runs from base 28 to 3129 and encodes 1033 amino acids.